GUGUUCCUGAUACCUGGAGGCAGACUGACGGUACUUUCCAUGGAUCCAAACAUCCAGGGGUCUUUCCUGUUCAACAACGGCCUGAACCAGUUUCCAUCGGACCUCAAGGCACCGGUGUGCCAGUACUCCAUGCCCAACUCCUUCUACAAGCUCAACCCGGGCCUCAACAGCCAGCUGCAGCCAGGGACGCCGCACGGCAUCAGCGACAUCCUGAGCCGCUCCAUGGUCGGCGUGGGCUCGACGGGCACCACCACCCUGCUGUCCGGAUAUUCCACCAUGGGGGGCUUCGGCCCCUCGGUCACCAGCACCUCGAUGUACUACAACCGAGACUACAACUCCUCCCUGGGCGGCUUCUCCAAGCCCGGCGCCGAGUGCCCCAUGAAGGCUCGCAGCGUGAGCUGCUGGGCAGAGAGCAGCUGCGACUGGAGAGGAGGGCGGCAGCAGUGCAGCAACAGCAGCGGUCAUCUCGGGGAGAUGUCCAACAGGAAGAAACACACCCGGCCGACAUUCAGUGGCCAUCAGAUAUUUGCUCUGGAGAAAACUUUUGAGCAGACCAAAUAUUUGGCCGGGCCUGAGCGGGCGAGACUGGCGUACUCUCUGGGAAUGACUGAGUCACAAGUUAAGGUGUGGUUUCAGAACCGGCGCACCAAGUGGCGGAAGAAGAGCGCGUCGGAGCCGAGCUCCACGCAGGCCAGCCACGCGGGGCAGAGCGGGGAGGCCUCGGAGAACGAGGUGGAGGACGAGGAGUACAACAAGCCGCUGGACCCGGACUCCGACGACGACAAGAUCCGGCUGCUGCUGCGCAAACACCGCCGGGCUUUCUCCGUGCUGCGCCUCGGGCCGCACCACGUCUGA
This is a messenger RNA of Salarias fasciatus (jewelled blenny), 855 nucleotides long. It is a transcript of the gene nkx6-3, whose product is annotated as NK6 homeobox 3. Gene Ontology annotation, biological process: regulation of transcription by RNA polymerase II; cell differentiation. Bases 40 to 855 code for a protein of 271 amino acids. NCBI's taxonomy places the organism in Eukaryota, Metazoa, Chordata, Actinopteri, Blenniiformes, Blenniidae. Gene Ontology annotation, cellular component: nucleus. Gene Ontology annotation, molecular function: DNA-binding transcription factor activity, RNA polymerase II-specific; RNA polymerase II cis-regulatory region sequence-specific DNA binding. The record is from RefSeq and is a predicted model, not a curated record. The transcript is spliced from 3 exons.